Gekko japonicus is the source of this 1994-nucleotide messenger RNA. It is a transcript of the gene THOC6, whose product is annotated as THO complex 6. Gene Ontology annotation, cellular component: transcription export complex; THO complex. The transcript is spliced from 13 exons. Gene Ontology annotation, molecular function: protein binding. Gene Ontology annotation, biological process: mRNA export from nucleus. Bases 78 to 1061 code for a protein of 327 amino acids. NCBI's taxonomy places the organism in Eukaryota, Metazoa, Chordata, Lepidosauria, Squamata, Gekkonidae. The record is from RefSeq and is a predicted model, not a curated record.
GCCCUUAAGGGGGCUGGGCUCCCCUCCAAACCUUUCCACGUGCGCGCGGUUGCGUAGGGAACGCGACGCCGGUGACGAUGGAUAUUCAGCGGUCCCUUGAGCUCCUGCAUAUGACUGUCUAUUCUCAGAGCAUCUCUCCGUGUGGCAAAUAUUUAGCGGCUGGGAACAACUUUGGGGAGAUUGGCAUAUUCAGCCUCUCAGCAGCACUGAGUUCAGAGGCCAAGGAAGAGAGCAAGAAGCCAGUGGUAUCCUUUGCAGGCCACGAUGGUCCCAUCUAUGCCAUGGUCUCCACAGACCGUCAGCUACUGACUGCUGGUAAUGGUGAAGUCAAGGCCUGGAACUGGAGUGAGAUUGUGAAGAAGGGCUGCAAGGAAGCCUGGAGCAGGAGGCCACCUUACGGGAGCAGCCUGGAGGUGCCAGAAAUCAACAGCCUUCAGCUCAACCUCAAGGAUAAUAGUCUUCUGAUGGCUGGGGGAGACUGUGCUAUCCACAUGAUGGAUCUGGAGUCCGGAGCCUUUACUUGUGAGUAUCGGGGCCACACAGAUUACAUCCACUGCCUGGCGCUUCGGGAUCAGCUUCGAGAGUGCCUGUCGGGGAGUGAGGACGGUACUGUGCGCCUUUGGGAUUUGCGUGCUGGAGGUCAAGUGCAGUGCAUCGAAGUGCAUAAAUACGAGGAAUGCAGCCGGCCACAGAACGGGAAGUGGAUCCGUUGCCUGGCAACAGACUCGGACUGGAUGGUGUGUGGUGGGGGCCCAGCACUGACCCUGUGGCACCUUCGGUCGGUCACACCCACCACCGUCUUCCCCUUGCCGCAGUGUCAGCAGCAGGUCAUGUUCUACCAGGACCUGAUCCUCUCUGCUGGCCACAGCCCAGCCAUCAACCAUUUGCAGAUCAGCGGGGAAGUGAAGGCCCAGAUCCCCUGCGUCCCCCGGUGCGUCCACUCACUUUCCAUCAACGAACACUCCCCAGAGCACAAGGUGCUCACUGCGGCUGGAAGCAGCCACCGGAUCGACGUCUUCACCAACUUCAGUUACCGGGCCUUUUCCCUCACCUUCACCUAGUGCUCUCCCCUGUGCCUUCUCUGUCUCUCUCUCUCCCUUUGGGUAAAGCUAUUUCUAGUCUGGUAUCAGAACAGGGAACACCUGGGCAGAUCCACCUCCUCGGGAUCGGCUGCUUUUGGCGAGCGUCACCUAUCUGUGCCGCCCAGUUAGGAAGAGCUCUCCUUCUCCUCAUGCUUCCCGGGGAGCAAAAUUUCACAAGAUUUGUGUGCCAGUGACAUUCAGCCUUUGUUGCACCCAGAAUUGCCACCCCUUCUGCAAUCGACAGUGUCAAACUUUGGAGCUCUGGGGUAGAGCAGCCUUUUUUUUGCUCACCCAAGCCUAAAGCUUGGCCUCUGGUGCUGAUUGGCGGCCUGUGGGGUCUAGGCCUGCAGGGAGCUGCACACAUAGACCUAUCUCUGAGUAGUACAGCACAGUGGGAGGGAUCUUUACCUCUCCCUUCAGUGCUGGUUGGAGGAAUACGUGGCUUUCAGCAUGCAUCUCCAACCCGGUUUUCACUGCCUGUUCCCAGACGUUAUAAGCUAUGGAACACCCCUUUGCAAAUCAAAGGGACCUGAAGGUAUGCAGUUAAUCGGGAUUAGAGGAAGUGUUUUUCUUCCAGUCCUCAGUAACACCCCCCUUUCCCAGGAGUCUUAUCAUUUCAAAAGGACCAGAGCUCUUAAAAAUUUAUGGCAUCUUGAAUUCCAAGAGGGGAGUAAAUUUCAGCGCUCUCCCCCCACUAUGGUCAGUUCACAUGGUCUGAAUAAGGCCUGUUCCCUUCCCUCCUCUGUUUUCUGUCUUCCUUUCCUUUUUUUUUUAACUUUCCAACUUGUGCUCUACUGCCUUCAACAUUCGAUACCACCUGGAGUGUAUGAGCAUGCUCAGUUGUCACUAUGUACCAUAGACAGGAAUGCAUUAAAUCGCUCUCAAACUGAAAUGCCAUUACAAGCAACUUUU